Molecule: messenger RNA, 1655 nt
Organism: Prosopis cineraria
Lineage: Eukaryota; Viridiplantae; Streptophyta; Magnoliopsida; Fabales; Fabaceae
Product: probable carboxylesterase 12
Exons: 2
Coding region: 237-1466 (409 amino acids)
Molecular function (GO): hydrolase activity
Source: RefSeq, a predicted model, not a curated record
UAGAUAAUUCAAGUCAGAUUUGCAACGGAAGAGCGAGAAAGGAAAAUGAGAAACUCACCCGUUUCAAAGCAUAGCGAAGAACUAGGGAAUUGCAGAGACAACCGUCUCCUCUCUCGAAUGAAGAUGUCUCUCACACAGCACAGGAACUAUUCGCGAUGAACAGAAUAGCAUACAGCCUCUGUUUUCCCCCUCUCCAUUCUUAGACUGUUCUAUAUGAAUUGGGGAAAGCCAACGAGAUGACAAGCUCUGUCUUCUUCACUGCACUCUCUCAACCCAAAUAUCACUCUGCGCUCUUGAAACCAUACUACCCACUCCCCAAAGGUGUUUUUAUCCAUUCUUUCCCUUUGUCCUCUUCUCUCCCCAGUCCUCUUCCUCCUCGCCUCCCCUCUCUCAAGCUCUCAAGUCCCUCUUCUGCUUCUAAUUCUGCCUCCGACGAAGUAGCCUACGACUUCUCCCCUGUUAUGAAAGUCUACAGAGACGGCCGUAUACAGAGACUAGCCGGCGUAGAUGUUGUUCCUCCCGGCAUCGACCCCGAAACCGAUGUCGAAUCCAAAGAUGUCGUGAUUUCUGAACACGAAGCCAUAUCCGCCAGGAUUUUCCUUCCCAGAAUCGCGAAACCAGAUCAGAAAUUACCUCUUCUAGUUCACUUCCACGGCGGUGGAUUCUGCAUCGAAUCCGCAUUCUCCCCGGCUUACAAAAUCUUCCUCAACUCUGUUACUUCUCGGGCGAACGUCAUCUGCGUCUCAGUCAAUUACCGGAAUGCGCCAGAAUACCCUGUUCCGACCGGCCACGAAGAUUCCUGGACAGCCGUGAGAUGGGUCGCUUCCCAUUUCGGCGGCAACGGCCCCGACGAGUGGCUCAAUCGUCACGCGGAUUUGGGAAAGGUCGUCUUCAUCGGGGAUAGUACGGGUGCAAACAUCGCACACCACAUGGCGAUUCGGGUCGGUUUAGAAAAACCAUCGAACCUGAUGCUGGAAGCUUUAAUUUUGGUGCAGCCUUUUUUCUGGGGUGAGGAGCGAACAGAGUCAGAACGUAAUCAAGCCACGUAUGCGGCGAAGUUGGAUCGUCUAUGGAAGUUUCUCUGUCCGAGUGCUUUAGGGGGCGACGAUCCGUUGGUUAACCCGGAGAAGGAUCCGGAUUUGGGAAAGCUAGAUUGUAAGAGAGUACUAGUGUGUGUUGCAGAGGAAGAUUUAAUGCGGGAUAGAGGCUUGAAUUACAGAGAAUUGGUGGAGAAGAAUGGAUUUUCGGGAGAUAUGAACGUGUUGGAGACGAGAGGGGAAAACCACGCGUUCCACUUAUUCAAGCCUGGCUGCGAGAAUACUGUGGCUUUGCUUACUAGUAUUGCUUCCUACAUCAACCAGUUUCAGGAGAAAACAGAGAAAGCCUAUAUGAUUAACAAAAUCUUGAGAAAGCUCUUGAGCCCAAGUGAUUCUCAAUUUGUGGGCCUGACUGUCCACAAUCAAUGACAAAGGAUUCUAUUGGGCUCUUUUCUGCUUACCCAGUGUUCCCUACAGGUUACAUUGUUUGAAGGUUGCUUCAAUACUGAGGUUUCUGGAGAAUGUUUUUCUUUUGGUAAUAUAUAUGGAUUGGUGAUAUAUAUUUAAGUGAAUGCAUUCAGUUUUAUUUUUAAAAAUAAUAAAUUACAUUAUCUGUGA